Mugil cephalus (flathead mullet) is the source of this 1109-nucleotide messenger RNA. RefSeq lists its product as uncharacterized. The transcript has 3 exons. The record is from RefSeq and is a predicted model, not a curated record. The coding region runs from base 327 to 1109 and encodes 260 amino acids. NCBI's taxonomy places the organism in Eukaryota, Metazoa, Chordata, Actinopteri, Mugiliformes, Mugilidae.
ACACUAACUGGCCACUAGGGCGGCGCUGUGGCCUCCAGCAGAUCACGCACUGACCGCCGCUGCCUUAACGAAGAAGGGAAAGGCGACGGAAACACACCUGAAGCUCACGGUUUGUGGGUAGCUAAUAAACACAGCUCUGUGUUAUUAUGCUUUAUUUGAAAUAGUUUUACAUCCCUAAAACCUUCUAUUGAAUGCGACUUUGGCUUUUGUCAUUACGUGUUUCCGCGGCUGGUGUCUUCAGUGACUCCAGGUAGCUUUAGCUUCCUCGGUGGCUAACGCUGGCUAAAAGAUAGCUCGCUAACGUCAACAACCAGACGAUUUCAGAGAUGAAUCUGGCCACAAGCAGGAGUCUGCACCCGCACAUGCGCGACGAAGAGGCUCUGGUGGUGGAAAACGCCAUCCGGCUGGCGGUGGACUCCAUCGUAAACGUGCUGUACGGCGUAAACAGCGCCAGGAGUCGGGAGUACCAGCGGAUGGUGGCCGACAGGGACAAAGAGAUCCAGCGGCUGGAGUGCAGGCUGACGGAGAUCGAGGACGAGCUGCAGGCGCUGCGACCGCACGGAUGCACCUGCAGGCUGGGCCCGGGCACGGGCACGGGCACAUCCCGGAGCUCCGGGGACCACCGGCUCACCGGAGGGGAGCAGGGCGGGUUUGAACCGGGAGGCACCGACAAUGAGUUGAUGGCAUCGGGGCAGCAGGAGUGUGAGAUGAGCAUUUCAUUGGGCCUUUUUGCGAGACCCGCCUCUCACCUGUCCUCCCAAAGCCACGAGUCGGCUCUUCCGUCGUCCCCCAGCAGAAUGGGCCUGGACCAGACCAGCAGCACCUCGCGCUCCUCGGAGGCUUCGUGUGUGACAGAGGCCGCCAGGAAUAUGCCUACGUCUCCCAGCGGCCUCGUGGUCAAAGAAGAGCCGUGUGACGUGGACUUAAUCAAGUGGGAGAUGAGCGAGGAGAGAGCGGCAGAGCAUCAGGACAGCGGCAGCAGUCCACGUCAGGACAGAGACGGUGCCAGUGGAAAAAAAACGCUGGUGAACCGAGAGGGAAACCGGCUCAUGGAGAACCCUCAAAUCGACCCUUUGAGAUUCAUAAUGGUUGACGAACACCUGAGGUGA